AUGAGUGCAUUGGAUAGUCCUGGAAUCUGGCACCAAACUAGGAAGCCGGCCUUGCAAUCGGCUUCCCUGGAGUACUACGACCUUGGUACAUUCCAUCGCACAGUCAGCACUACCAGCAAAGAUGCACAGGCCUGGUUCGAUCGUGGCCUUAUCUGGGCAUAUGCCUUUAACCACCAGGAGUCGGUGCGCUGCUUCGAGCAAGCGGUGAUGGCUGAUCCCACGUGUUCCAUGGCCUACUGGGGUAUCGCCCUUUCUCUGGGUCCCAAUUAUAACAAACCGUGGAAACUCUUCGACGGAGAAGAUCUCUCAACAACCACGACCCGCGCCCACAGUGCGGUACUGUUAGCGAAGAAACAUGCUGUCAGGGCAACUCCCGUGGAGCAGGCUCUCGUUGAUGCACUUCAACACCGUUAUCCGCAGAAUGAGCCUGUCGACGAUUGUACAGAGUGGAAUCACUCAUACGCUCAGGCCAUGGAAUCUGUGUAUCGGGUCUUCCCAAAUGACCUUGACGUCGUCGCUCUCUAUGCCGAUGCACUGAUGAACUUGACCCCUUGGAGUCUAUGGGAUCUCAAAACCGGCCAACCUACCUCCGGCGCCCGAACCCUCGAUGUGAAGAAAGCGCUCGACCGCGCCCUGGUUCUGGAAAACGGACUCCAACACCCAGGUCUGUUGCACUUAUACAUCCAUCUCAUGGAAAUGUCCGCCACCCCGGAAAACGCACUCCCAGUAGCGGAUCACCUCCGAGGCCUAGUCCCAGACGCAGGCCACCUAGAGCACAUGCCAACCCAUCUAGACAUUCUAUGCGGCGACUACCGCCGCGCAAUAGCAUCCAACACCUCUGCCAUCCGUGCAGACGAGAAGUUCCUCAAAAGGCAAGAGUUGGGUCAUUUUUACAAUCUCUAUCGCUCGCACGACUACCAUUUCCGGAUGUACGCUGCUAUGCUAGGCGGCCAGUCGAAGAUUGCUAUUGAUACUGCUACUCAACUGGCAGAAUCUAUUACAGAAGACCUUCUCCGUGUGGAGUCUCCUCCUUUGGCUGAUUGGCUUGAGGGGUUCAUUGCGACGCGCGUGCAUGCUCUUGUUCGCUUUGGUCGCUGGGACGAUAUUAUUGCGCUUGAAUUUCCUACGGACCGUAGUCUCUAUUGUACUACCACGGCCAUGACUCACUAUGCGAAAGGCGUAGCUUACGCUGCUAUCGGUCGUGUUGAUGAAGCAAAGACGGAACAAAUCAACUUCCAGGCGGCUGUGAAGCUAGUACCCUCUUCUCGAACUAUCUUCAACAACACCUGCGUCGAUAUCCUCGGCGUUGGAGGGGCGAUGCUUGACGGCGAAAUCGCGUAUCGUAGUGGAGACUAUAACUAUGCAUUUUCUCGUCUACGAGAUGCAGUGGAUCGGGAUGAUAAUUUGCCCUACGAUGAGCCGUGGGGUUGGAUGCAGCCUGCUCGACAUGCUCUGGGUGCGCUCUUGCUGGAACAAGGACGUGUCGAGGAGGCGAUGGGGAUCUAUGCUGCUGAUCUGGGUAUCGAUGAGUCCUUGCCUCGUGCGCUGAGACAUGUCAAUAAUGUUUGGUCUUUGCAUGGUUAUCACGAAUGUCUUUUGAAAGCAGGUAGGGCUGCUGAAGCGCGCGUUUUAGCGCCCCAGUUAAGGCUUGCUUUGGCUAUGGCGGAUGUGCCUAUUAGGUCGUCUUGCUUCUGUCGCAUUGAGACUGAAAGUUAG
This is a messenger RNA of Penicillium atrosanguineum, 1716 nucleotides long. RefSeq names its product TPR domain protein. Gene Ontology annotation, molecular function: protein binding. The record is from RefSeq and is a predicted model, not a curated record. Gene Ontology annotation, cellular component: intracellular anatomical structure. The coding region runs from base 1 to 1716 and encodes 571 amino acids. NCBI's taxonomy places the organism in Eukaryota, Fungi, Ascomycota, Eurotiomycetes, Eurotiales, Aspergillaceae. The transcript has a single exon.